AUGACUGUCAAAGUCAGAGGUACAGAUUUAGAUAACCGUUGGAUUGUUCCACAUAAUCCAUAUCUCCUCGCAAAAUUUGAUUGUCACUUGAAUGUAGAAAUUUGCUCAACAAUCAAAGCAGUCAAAUACCUUUAUAAGUACAUUUAUAAAGGUCAUGAUCGUGUUGCUUUCAACUUGAUUCCUGGACAAAACAUCCAAGAUAUAGAUGAAAUCCAACAAUUUCAAUCAGCCAGAUGGAUCGCUCCACCAGAAGCUAUGUGGAGAAUAUACGGUUUUAUUCUUAAUGAAAUGCAUCCAUCAGUUUACAGUUUACAUCUACAUCUUGAAGAUCAACAUCUGGUAGCUUUUCAUGCACAUGACAACCUUAACAAUAUUCUGAGAUCUGAUUUUACGGCAAAAUCAAUGUUGACUGAAUUCUUUUCAACAAAUCAAACUAAUGAAAAUGCACGAAAACUACUGUACAAAGAAUUUCCUGAAGCUUUUGUUUGGAACCAACAACACAAAAUAUGGACUCCAAGAAAGAAGAAAACUGUUAUAGGCCGCAUUGUUACAGCAAGUCCAUUCGAAGGUGAAAGGUAUUACUUACGGAUAUUGUUAAAUCAUAUAAGAGGCCCUUUAUCAUUUGACCACAUCAAAACAGUUGGCAACGUCACUGCACCAACCUUUCGUGAAGCAGCUACAUUACAUGGUUUGUUACAAAGAGAUACCAGUUUGCAAGAUUGUAUGCAAGAGGCUUCCUUAUACCAAAUACCACACAGUUUAAGACGGCUAUUUGCAACAAUUUUAGUAUACUGUAAUCCAACAAAUCCUAGAGAACUUUGGGAAUAUUUUGAACAAGAUAUGUCAAGUGAUUUCCAAACAAGUGUUGCAACAUCAGCAGAUAUUAGGACAAAAGUCUUACGAAGCAUCUCUUCUACACUUGAAUCGAUGGGAAAAGACAUAAACAUGUUUCACUUAAUAGAACAUGAUGUCUCUUUUGAUCAGAACGAAACUGAAGCUAGAGAAAUAAAUGAUGAAUUUGCAGUUUCAAUACCAGAAGAAGAUCUUAUGGCUUCGAUGAGUCUUAAUUCUGAACAACAACACGCAUAUGAAUCAAUUUUGCAGAAAGUCCUUCUAAAUGAAUCUGCUGCAUUUUUUAUUGAUGGUCCGGGCGGAACAGGGAAAACAUUCUUAUAUAAAGCACUUCUCGCUACAGUAAGAUCAAGAAACUUAAUUGCUCUUGCAACUGCAUCGUCUGGUGUUGCUGCAUCUAUUUUACCUGGAGGUCGAACAGCCCAUUCACGCUUCAAAAUUCCAUUAGAUCUUGACAAAAAUAGUACUUGUUGUGUAAGCAAACAAAGUGCUCUUGCCAAAUUGUUACGUCUUGCAAAGCUAAUCAUAUGGGAUGAAGCACCUAUGUCUAGAAAAGAAUGUAUGCAAGCAUUGGAUAAAAUGUUACGAGACAUAACUGAUUCAAGAUUACCAUUUGGUGGAAAAAUUAUCGUAUUCGGUGGAGAUUUUCGUCAAGUCUUACCUGUGAUUCGGAAAGGCACAAGACAAGAAGAAGUUAAUGCCAGUUUAGCAUCGUCAUAUUUGUGGUCUACUUUAACUAAGAUUAGGUUGAGUGAGAAUAUGCGAGCAAGAUUCGAUCCAAACUUCUCAAAUUAUUUACUUCAGGUCGGAAAUGGAACAACACCAAUCACAAUUGAGAAUAAGAUCAAAAUUCCCAAUGAAAUGCUCAUUCCUUACAGAAAUGAUGUGGAGUCUUUAGAUGAUCUGAUCGAUGCAGUCUUCCAAGAUAUUGGCAGCUAUUCAGAAAAUUUAUCCGAAAUGACAAAUCGAGCUAUCUUGACACCAAAGAACAACUCUGUCGAUGAGAUAAAUACAAUACUUAUUCAAAGAUUUCCUGGUACAGUUACACAAUACUAUAGCUUCGAUGAAACGAUUGAUACAUCAGAACAAGGAAUCAUGGAGGAUUUUUUAAAUACAUUGACACCAAAUGGACUUCCACCUCAUGAGCUGUUAUUAAAAAAAAAUUGUCCCAUCAUGUUACUCAGAAAUGUCAAUCCUUCAGAAGGUUUAUGCAAUGGAACACGUCUUAUUUGUCGCAACUUUGAACGAAAUAUCAUUGAUGCUGAAAUUGCAGUUGGUCACCACACCGGAAAAAGAGGCAACCGACUACAAGCAACAAUUUUCGGCAAAGAUAUAGACCUACGUAAUGACAUGUUGCACAUCUUCCGGUCUUACUACAUCAGUAAUGCUUAUGUUAAGCCUUUAGAUCCCAGGCAUAGAAUUGAAGCGCAUGAAUACCAGUGGAUCUUAAAUUCAAGAACAAUCAUCGAAAACAUUCAAGAUAAUGAAGUGGAAUUACAACCACCAGAAUAUGAUAUUAUCCCAUUCACCAAUCUGCAUGAGUACAAAGACACUGGAACUGAAAUAGGAAACAAAUACCACCCGAGCAAUUGUGGCGACGGUCUUAGGGUUUACUACACCCAUCCAUUCUUCGAUCUCAUUGCAAAAGCCAUCGUGUUUGCCUUUACCGAGUCACUUGUUCCAAUUGGCGCGUAG
This is a messenger RNA of Juglans regia (Persian walnut), 2547 nucleotides long. RefSeq lists its product as uncharacterized. The record is from RefSeq and is a predicted model, not a curated record. NCBI's taxonomy places the organism in Eukaryota, Viridiplantae, Streptophyta, Magnoliopsida, Fagales, Juglandaceae. The coding region runs from base 1 to 2547 and encodes 848 amino acids. Gene Ontology annotation, molecular function: DNA helicase activity. The transcript is spliced from 3 exons. Gene Ontology annotation, biological process: DNA repair; telomere maintenance.